AUGGCGGAAGCUCAGCAGACUCCCACUUUCAAGCUCGUUCUUUGCGGUGAUGGCGGCACUGGCAAGACCACCUUCGUCAAGCGCCAUCUGACUGGAGAGUUCGAGAAGAAGUACAUCGCCACGCUCGGUGUCGAGGUUCACCCUCUCGGCUUCACCACCAACCUCGGCCAGAUCCAGUUCGAUGUCUGGGAUACCGCGGGGCAGGAGAAGUUCGGUGGUCUCCGUGACGGCUACUACAUCAACGGCCAGUGCGGUAUCAUCAUGUUCGACGUCACUUCCCGCAUCACGUACAAGAACGUCCCCAACUGGCACCGUGACCUCGUCCGUGUCUGCGAGAACAUCCCGAUCGUCCUUACCGGCAACAAGGUCGACGUGAAGGAGCGCAAGGUCAAGGCGAAGACCAUCACCUUCCACCGCAAGAAGAACCUCCAGUACUACGACAUCUCCGCCAAGUCCAACUACAACUUCGAGAAGCCAUUCCUGUGGCUCGCACGCAAGCUGGUCGGCAACCAGUCUCUUGACUUCGUCGCUGCCCCAGCUCUUGCCCCACCAGAGGUCCAGGUCGACCAGGCCGCUAUGGAGCAGUACCAGAAGGAGAUGGCGGACGCGGCUCAGAUGCCACUGCCCGACGAGGACGAUGCCGACUUGUAA
Molecule: messenger RNA, 651 nt
Organism: Zasmidium cellare ATCC 36951
Lineage: Eukaryota; Fungi; Ascomycota; Dothideomycetes; Mycosphaerellales; Mycosphaerellaceae
Exons: 4
Coding region: 1-651 (216 amino acids)
Biological process (GO): protein import into nucleus; ribosomal subunit export from nucleus
Cellular component (GO): nucleus; cytoplasm
Molecular function (GO): GTP binding; GTPase activity
Source: RefSeq, a predicted model, not a curated record